Messenger RNA from Malassezia japonica, 1347 nucleotides. RefSeq names its product carbamoyl-phosphate synthase (glutamine-hydrolyzing) (gene CPA1). The record is from RefSeq and is a predicted model, not a curated record. Bases 1 to 1347 code for a protein of 448 amino acids. Lineage: Eukaryota; Fungi; Basidiomycota; Malasseziomycetes; Malasseziales; Malasseziaceae. Gene Ontology annotation, cellular component: cytoplasm; carbamoyl-phosphate synthase complex. The transcript has a single exon. Gene Ontology annotation, biological process: L-arginine biosynthetic process; L-glutamine metabolic process; 'de novo' pyrimidine nucleobase biosynthetic process. Gene Ontology annotation, molecular function: carbamoyl-phosphate synthase (glutamine-hydrolyzing) activity.
AUGACCCUUUUUUCUCUUUCUCGUAUCGCUACGCGCCCGGCCCGGGCCGUACUUUCCGCGCGCACGGUCACGACGUGGUCGCCGGCGCCGACGCCCCAAGCGGCUGCGCUCCGCCUCAAGACCGGCCAAGUGUUCAACGGCAAGUCGUUCGGUGCGCAGCACAGUGUGUUUGGCGAGACGGUGUUUUCGACGUCGAUUACGUCGUACACCGAGUCGCUCACCGACCCCUCGUAUCAAGGCCAGCUGCUCGCCUUUACCACGCCGCUGAUCGGCAACUAUGGCGUGCCGAACAACAAUGCGGCGGGCUCUGCGCGCGAGCACCCGAAUGACGUGGACGUUGGCUGCUUCCUCGAGUCGAGCGGCAUCCAGGCCGCGGGCGUGAUCGUGAGCGAGCUGUGCGAGCGCUUCUCGCACUUCCAGGCGUACGAGUCGCUCGCGAGCUGGUGCGCGCGCCACAAUGUGCCGGGCAUCCAAGGCGUGGACACGCGUGCGCUCACGACGCUCCUGCGCAACCAGGGCUCGACACUCGGCGCGCUCCUCGUCGGCGACGACGCCAAGCGUGUCCCGGAUGCGGCCGAGUACAUCGACCCCAUGGCCGAGAAUCUCGUGGCGCGCGUCUCGGUCAAGGAGCCGCACACGCUGCACCCGGUCGGCGGCGCGCAGGCGGCGCGUGCGCACGUCGCGCUCCUCGACUUUGGCUGCAAGGCCAACAUUCUGCGCUCGCUCCUGCGCGAGGGCGUCAGCGUCACGGUGCUCCCGUGGAACUAUGACUUUAACGCGGUACGCGACCAGUUCGACGGCCUCUUUUUGAGCAACGGGCCGGGUAGCCCCAACUCGAUCCGCCCGGCCGUCGAGACGGUGGCCAAGGCGAUCAAUGAGUGGACCAAGCCCAUCUUUGGCAUCUGCAUGGGCAACCAAGUGAUCGGCCUUGCGAUCGGCCUGCGUGCGUACCGCAUGAAGUUUGGCAACCGUGGCCACAACCAGCCCGUGCUCGCGCUCGGCUCGGGCGACAUGCGCGUCGAUGCGGGCCGUGUGUACAUCACCUCGCAGAACCACGGCUACGCGCUCGCGUACGAGGAGAGCGGCCCCGAUGCGUGGCCCGAGGGCUGGCAGCCGUGGUUCAUCAACGCAAACGACUGGAGCAUUGAAGGUAUCGUGCGUACGGAUGCAAAGGACACGGCCAAGGCGCCAGUGUGGGGCGUGCAGUUCCACCCGGAGCACGCGGGCGGCCCUGAAGACACGAACCCCUUGUUCGUGGACUAUAUCGAGCAGGUCGUGCGCUACAAGGCCUUGCAGGGCGCGCCCUUGUAUGCCAGCACCGCACAGGGCGCCCAGGCCCGCUUGUAG